AUGCUGGACCCGGGUCUGGAUCCCGCUGCCUCGGCCACCGCUGCUGCCGCCGCCAGCCACGACAAGGGACCCGAGGCCGAGGAGGGCGUCGAGCUGCAGGAAGGCGGGGACGGCCCCGGGGCGGAGGAGCAGACAGCAGUGGCCAUCGCCAGCGUCCAGCAGGCGGCGUUCAGCGACCACAACAUCCAGUACCAGUUCCGCACAGAGAAUAAUGGAGGACAGGUAACAUACCGCGUAGUCCAGGUGACUGAUGGUCAGCUGGACGGCCAGGGCGACGCGGCCGGCGCCGUCAGCGUGGUGUCCACCGCUGCCUUCGCAGGGGGGCAGCAGGCGGUGACCCAGGUGGGUGUGGAUGGGGCAGCCCAGCGCCCCGGCCCCGCCGCUGCUUCUGUACCCCCAGGCCCCGCAGCACCCUUCCCGCUGGCUGUAAUCCAAAAUCCAUUCAGCAAUGGUGGCAGCCCAGCGACAGAGGCUGUCAGCGGGGAGGCCCGAUUUGCCUAUUUCCCAGCAUCCAGUGUGGGAGAUACCACGGCUGUGUCUGUUCAGACUACAGACCAGAGCUUGCAGGCCGGAGGCCAGUUCUAUGUCAUGAUGACACCCCAGGAUGUGCUUCAGACAGGCACACAGAGGACGAUUGCGCCCCGGACACACCCCUAUUCUCCGAAAAUCGACGGAACGAGAACCCCUCGAGAUGAGAGAAGGAGAGCCCAGCACAAUGAAGUGGAGCGGAGGCGGAGGGACAAGAUCAACAACUGGAUUGUCCAGCUUUCAAAAAUCAUUCCAGAUUGUAAUGCGGACAAUAGCAAGACAGGAGCAAGUAAAGGAGGCAUCCUGUCCAAGGCCUGUGAUUACAUCCGGGAGCUGCGCCAGACCAACCAGCGCAUGCAGGAGACCUUCAAGGAGGCCGAGCGGCUGCAGAUGGACAACGAGCUCCUGAGGCAGCAGAUCGAGGAGCUGAAGAAUGAGAAUGCCCUGCUUCGAGCUCAGCUGCAGCAGCACAACCUGGAGAUGGUGGGCGAGAGCGCCCGACAGUGACACUUCGCCAGGCCUGCCGUGCAUCUGCUGCCGGCCCCUGUCCCUUCCCCAGCCCUUAGCACAGAGAGGGAGAUGCCCCUCCCCAAGCUGCGUUUUUUUAUAGUAGAUUUUUAACAAAAAAGAGGAGACAUAGUGCAUUUCUGUGGAUACAUUGCCCACCACCCUCCUCCAUGCGAAAAUAAUUGCCCACCUGCCCAUCUGUCCGUCAGCCUCCCUUCUCAGCCCUCACCAGGCCCAUCCCUUCUAGUGGGCUCACUGGGGAGGUGUGAGGGAGGAGGGCAGAGGCCCCGCCUGCCACCUCCUUGGUCUCUAGAGGUACUGAGACAGGGUGCUUAUGGGAAGGAGGGCGUUUGGGGGGGCCUUCCCUGGGGCCUGGACCUAUGCAGGGAGGCCACGCCCCCCCACCCCUCUUGUUUCUGGAUCCCUGCUCCCCUCUGGAUGUGUGUGUGUGUGUGUAUGUGUGUGUAUGUGUGUAUGCACGUGUGUGUGGGUGCGUGUGUGUUUUAAUUUUCUUUAUGGAAAAAUGGACAAAAAAAUAGAGAGAGAGGUAUUUAACUGCAAUAAACUGGCCAAUGUGGCCCCCGCCUUGUC
Nannospalax galili (Upper Galilee mountains blind mole rat) is the source of this 1626-nucleotide messenger RNA. It is a transcript of the gene Usf2, whose product is annotated as upstream transcription factor 2, c-fos interacting. The coding region runs from base 1 to 1035 and encodes 344 amino acids. NCBI's taxonomy places the organism in Eukaryota, Metazoa, Chordata, Mammalia, Rodentia, Spalacidae. Gene Ontology annotation, molecular function: RNA polymerase II cis-regulatory region sequence-specific DNA binding; DNA-binding transcription factor activity, RNA polymerase II-specific; protein dimerization activity. The transcript has 10 exons. The record is from RefSeq and is a predicted model, not a curated record. Gene Ontology annotation, biological process: regulation of transcription by RNA polymerase II.